AUGAAUACUAAACAUAUUUUGCCUUAUACUAUAAUGCAAUCGCUUGGAAUUCGUCUGCGUCCGUUUAUUUUCCAAACCGUCAUACCAAAGUGUCCCAAGACGUACUCAUAUGAUCCAUUUUAUAUUAGUCGCAAGCCAUCUAUUCCACUCUAUCCCAAACUUCAAUUCUGCUUGAGAGGGUAUGAUUUCCCGUCAUUAGAAAAAUAUGAAAUUUACGUAAACAGAGCACUAAAAAGAUGGUCAUCAUCUGUAGACUCAUUCCCCCUACCACCUAAAAAAAUUUCGUACUCUAUAUUUCACCCAAAUUCUACAAAGGUAAAGACGGAAUUUGAAUUGAAUCGCUACUGUCGAGUUGUCACCGCUGACAAUAUUAAAACCGUAGACCUUCCAGUGAUUUUCGAUCUUAUUCAACAGAACCUCCCAGAGGGAAUUGAACUCAAAGUUGAAGAAUUCAAUCCGGAUUUGGAAGAAGAGCGUUAUGUGGCCAAUUUGGAAAUCGAAACUCUUCAAGAUGAACUUACUAAGCUGACGGCUAAGUAA
Messenger RNA from Rodentolepis nana, 540 nucleotides. The record is from the annotation of a GenBank genome assembly. Lineage: Eukaryota; Metazoa; Platyhelminthes; Cestoda; Cyclophyllidea; Hymenolepididae.